Messenger RNA from Chironomus riparius, 2465 nucleotides. The record is from the annotation of a GenBank genome assembly. Lineage: Eukaryota; Metazoa; Arthropoda; Insecta; Diptera; Chironomidae.
UUUUUGGAAAAUUAUUUUGCCGAUUAAUAAAUCAUUAAUUAAGCUAUUUUAAAAGGUUUUAUUAGUAUUUAAGGAAUUUUAAAAGUGAAAUUACAGCCUCAAGUUCAUAAUUCAAUUGAAGUCAAUAAAAAUUCAGUCAAAAUAAGAAGCUUUUUAUGGAUUGAAGAUUACGAGGAAAAUAAUGAAUAAGAAAUUCAUUUAAUCAAAGAAAUUAUAGACAAUAACGACUAAUAGAAGCUAAUUAGAAGUUAAUCAAUAUGUUGCAAGUCGUAAAAAUUCGCAGUUCAAUCAAAUUAUUCCCAAUCGUUCUUCAAAAUGGACGAGAUUCUUUUAACAAGCAUCAAGGCAUUCGCAACUUUUCUAUGCUAAUUGAACGAACAGAAAUAGGGUCAAAAACAUGCUAUAUUCAUAAUAUCCAGCGAAUCUCGACAUCAUCAUCGAAAGACAUCCACGACAAGUGGCUUAAUAAGCAGGAAAAGAUUUUGGAAAUAAAGACAAAAGGUGGCAAUUUAGUUAUUCGCACAACUGUUACAGACGGUGGUAAAAAUGUUGAAAACAUUGUCAUUCAAAAAGAUAAGCCAUCCGAGCUUCAAAUGGCAGUAAAGGAACCACCGAUUAUCGUUACAGCUUCUAGUGAUAGUAAAAAUUUAGAGGUCAAACCGCAAUUAACAGAAAAAGAGCUUUUAGCUGAAAAGAAUAAGGAAUUAGCGAAGAAAAGGAAGCGAGUAGAUUUUGCUUUGUCAUCUUUAGAACGAAACUUUAUAACACCGAAUCGUGCAAUGUCUGAUUUUCUUCUUAAGGCGUCUGAUUUAGAGACACUUCCAAAAACAAAAAGAAGAUCCCCAUAUGAACAAGAAAUGCCAAUUACUGUAUAUUGGAGAAAGGAUGUAGAGACAAAAGCUAUUGAAACUUGGGGAUCACGUGAGAAUUUACUUAAAGAAUGCCUUAAAAGGGAAUUGGAGAAAAAGCAGCAUCAACAAAAUGCAUUUACAAUGAAGAGGCGAUUAAGAGACUAUAGACGAGAAAUGGGGGCACGAACAAACGUCCAUGAAAGUGAAAUUAUGGGCUUAAAAGGAAGCUCUGGAAGAGUCGUACUUACUGCUGUUGCUAUCAAUGCUACAAACUUUCUGUUUAAGAGCUUUGCGUGGUUCUACACAGGUUCGCACAGCAUGUUCGCCGAGUGCAUCCAUUCAUUAGCUGACACAAUAAAUCAAUUGAUUCUUGUCUAUGGUAUCCAUAAAUCAACACAAAUUGCGAAUCCCGAUCAUCCUUACGGAUACAGCAAUAUGAGAUAUGUCUCAUCCUUAAUUUCUGGCGUGGGUAUAUUCUGCGUUGGAACCGGAUUGUCAUUUUAUCAUGGAAUUACAGGACUUUUAAAUCCAACGCCAAUUGAGGACUUUUAUUGGGCAUUUUUCAUUCUUGGAGGCUCUCUUGUCAGCGAAGGUGCUACAUUACUUGUUGCUAUAAACAGCAUUCGUGAAGGUGCUAAAAAAAUGGGAACGUCUUUCCAUGACUAUGUCGUCAACUCAUGUGAUCCAUCUGUCAAUGUUGUCUUAACGGAAGAUGCAGCAGCGGUUUUAUCUGUUGGUGUUACAGCUGCUUGUAUGGGUUUAUCAACAGUAACCGGUUCUCACGUGCCUGACGCUGUCGGAUCAUUAUUAGUAGGAUGUAUUCUUGGUGCUGUGGCUUCUUUUAUUAUUUAUACAAAUGUUGCUGCACUUAUGGGUCGAUCAAUCACCGAAGAACGUCUCGACAAGAUUAAUACUGAACUUGAAAGUGACAUCAUGAUAAGAGCAAUUUAUGAUGUUAAGGGUAUUGAUAUGGGAAAUACUUUAGUGCGUUAUAAAGCUGAAUUGGACUUUGAUGGACGAGAAUUGUCAAAAGUUUAUCUUGAUAAGCAGGAUUUGAAUGUGCUGUUGGAUGAAGUAAAAACGUUUCAAACAAUUGACGAACUGGAAGCCUUUUUAUUGAAGCACGGCGAGAACAUUGUUGAUCUUAUGGGAGGAGAAAUUGAUAGAAUUGAGAUGAAAUUAAGGAAAAAAUGUCCAGAAAUCAGGCACUGUGAUCUUGAAAUUUUAUAAGAAUUGAAAAUGUCAACCGAGAUGCUUCAAAUACCUAAAAUAUAAGAUUAAAUUAUGAUGUUCGUAUGUUCAUGCUUGAUACUCAAAAAACAAAGUUGUUAUGGCCUAGUUGAUGACAAAAUUAUGACCUCGAUUGCUUCUAUAGCUGAAUUUUUAAUGUAAUUAAACUUUUUUCUCCUUACGAGCAGAUUUUUUCCUUCUGUGAUUUAAUGAAUGAGAUGGAAAUUGCUUGUUUGAAUGUAUUAUUGGAAUUAUUCGAUACGUACUUGAUGAGGCAUGAGAUUUCUAUAAUGCGUCCAAAAAAGUGAAAAUCUACUUAUAAUAAAGGUACAGCAAAGUUAAAUAAAAUAUGAAAAGCAUUUCGUAAUGAAUAAAAUUAUGCAA